AAACACAAACCUAGCAUCGGAGACAAAAAAAUGUAGUCACGCACUAAAAGCGAUCGGAAUCGCCGAAGAGAGCAAGAGAGCUUCCCCGCCCCCAUUUUGGUUGUCAGUCUAAUGUAAACAAACCGUAACCAGUAGGUUUUUAUUCGGUCCGAAAAAUCGGAAAAUCUACCGCAAAAGCAACGUUCCGCCAGCUCAAACCGUCGGAGAAUCGUUCUCCUUGAUGGAUCUGACAAUCUACAGUGAUGUACCAAACGAGACCCCUGGAUCGUACUGUCGGUUUUGCUUCCGGGAAACGGAGCUGGUACCGAUUUUUCACCCAGCCACACUAGAACCUGUAAAUCGACAGCUGUUGGAAAUAAUUCACGAGUGCACCGAUAUUCAGCUCACAGCGGAAAAUGACUUCCCAUCGUCCGCCUGUCAGAACUGUCUUCAGGUGUUGCAGGAAUUCUACCACUUUCGAAGGCGUACGAAAGAGUACGACCGAAUAAUUCGAGACAAAGCUCUACCCCGAAUGGAACCGGAGGUGCUAAUCGUGAAACAGGAACCCCUUGAAGAUGACACAUUAGAAAGUGUUCGAAGACAGUAUUUAGCCGAUCAGCAACUUCAACAGCAGCAAGAUGAAGAACCAAGUCAAGAAUAUGCGGAACCGGAAGAAGAUGAAGAUGAGCAGGAGAUCGGAAGUAGCAGUAGCACAUUAACGGCAGAAGAGUCUCGUGAAGAAGAUUUUCAGCAUCCUAGCCUUAGUGCUAUCUUCAAGAUACGCACCACAUCCGGCUCGAGUGGAUCGAAAGCAACGCUGUCCAGCAAUUUAGAGGAUAACCGAUGCAUGGUUUGUGGGGAAAAAUUUUUCUCUCGUGACGCGUGGAUGAAUCAUCUUCCGUUACACGCAUCAGAGCGACCGUUCCAGUGUCACAUCUGCCUGGCGCAGUUCAAGACAAAAUACGUACAGCAGAAUCAUAUAAAAACGGUCCAUCAGAACAUUCGAAGCUACCAGUGCAAAGUCUGCACGGAUCCGAUUCGACAGUUCAAGAGCAAGCGCACCCUGGAGGAUCACAUGCGUUACCACACUGGCGAGCGGCCUUUCCUGUGCGCGUUAUGCAAUGUUAGCUUUUCGUCCGGCAGUGUCCAUCGAAAUCACAUGUACCGGGUGCACCGAGAGAUGCGCAAGAAAGAACGUAAAUGUAGUUACUGUGGGAAGGAGUUUGACCGAAUACUGGAUCUGAAACGACACCAAACAAGUUACUGCGAGAAAAUAGUCGGCCGGGCUAUGGCGGAGCGGCUGUAGAUGACGGCAAUCCGGGACCGCAACAUUAAACACAAUUCAACACAGAGAACAAUGUUUACGCAUGCGACAACACAACACACACACAUACACCUAUAAAUUAUGCUAUAAAGAUUAGAUUUAUAUCGUAGAGCUAACCCCACGUGAAUAGAACAGAAUAUAAUUUUAAUGAAAUAAAUCAUUACUUUAGAUUGUCUUCGGUGUACCAGA
Molecule: messenger RNA, 1492 nt
Organism: Topomyia yanbarensis
Lineage: Eukaryota; Metazoa; Arthropoda; Insecta; Diptera; Culicidae
Product: zinc finger protein 771-like
Exons: 2
Coding region: 221-1285 (354 amino acids)
Cellular component (GO): nucleus
Molecular function (GO): zinc ion binding
Source: RefSeq, a predicted model, not a curated record